AUGAAUUUGUGCUGUAAAUUUGUUGCCGGUGUAUAUACGCCAAGUGUUAGAAAUAUUCCAAUUAGUAAAGAUGAACAAUUGUGGUAAGUUUUUUUUGUGAGAGAAAAAUAAUGAAAUUUGACGGGUGGAAAAGAGGAUGGAUAGGAUUCACUAAAUCCCAUUUGUACUUUCUUCAGUAAUACUUUUUUCUCAAGACAAUUUUUUCAUUUUGUAGCAUGCGAGAAGCGCAGUUUCACUCCGCAGCACCGCCGACCUUAGCUCCAAAUCCGUCCCAAACAUCAGCGAGUCAGCACCUGGACCCAGGUAAGAUUAUUUUUUUUUGUUUCUAUAUUUUCAAAAGUGUUGUCCUGCACCGGUUGGCAAAACGCAUGACAUUUUCACAAUUUCAGUAGCUCAACUGCCGUCAAAAUCGUCUAUGCCUGGAGGUGGAAUGAGAAGAACUUCAAAGCCAGCCGUUAGCUCUAAUUCGUUAUUAAAACAAGCAAUUGCAAAUCGGAUAAGUGGAGAAGUUGAAGCUAUGCAAAAAGAAAAAGAAAUUCCAGUCGAAUCAAAAGAACCUGCAAAAAUUCAUAAAACCGAUUCGAAUGAAAUGUCCAAAAGUGUGUUGUUAAAUCCAGCUUGGUAUCGAGAUGAACAAGGUCGAACUGGAUAUAAAACAUCGGAUUGGGAAAAUGUAUCCAAUAAACAAAAAGAUGUUGUGAAGCAGAAAAAAGGAGGCAAAAAAGGUGCAGUUGAUGAUGGCAUCAAAGAAUUGGACACAGAUUUGUUGAGUGAUAAUAGUGGUGGUGGAAAGGGAAGUGCGAGUGGAAGUCAGACACCGACACCGACACCAAGUGAAUGUUCGGACCCAAAAAAAUUGGCGAAGGAAUUGAAGAAAAGAGAAAAAGAGAUGAAAAAAGCUGAAGAAAAGGCAAAGAAAGAAGAGAAAAAAUUGAAGAAAAAGAAAGCCAAAGAAGGAGCUGAAAAAACUGAUAAAGAUUCUGAUAUCGUUGUGGAAACUGAAGAAGUUGAAGUUCAAGUAAAACAGAAAGAAAAAUCCACCGAAAAAGCUGCAGCAACUAUCAAACUGACAUUGACACCAAAAAGAACACCAACAUCAAUUAGAAAACUGAAAGCUGAGAGUUCUGGAAAUCCAAAAAAGACAACAAUUGGAGAAAGAAGAGAUUCAAAUAUGUCGAUUGCUUCAAGAGGAUCUUUCAAAUCUGUGACAUUUAAUGAUCGUGUUGAAACAAGAGAAAUUGAACGAAAUAGUAAUAUUUCAUCGAGUGAAGAUGAUGCUGCAAUAAUGAGUGAUGAUGAAUUAGCACGACCAAGUUUAGCAAGACGGAAAAAGAUUGCUACUUUGAGACAGGCUCAACAAUUACAAAAGCAAAAUUAUAAUGAGCAACAACAAGAGCAACGACUUGAACAUCAAGAUUUUUAUGGUAAUGAUGAUCUAGACGACUUCGAAGAACAAGAACGACUUGCACUUCUUGGAAAUGCUCCACAAUAUGUUAUUUCACAACAAGAACAUGAAGAAGAUGAGGAUGAUGAAGAAGAAGAUAAUGAUGAAGAUACAAUAAGUCAAAACAGUUAUUAUGCAGAAGAUCGAGAAGGUGCUGAUAUAUAUUUGCGAAAUGAGAAAAGUUUCAUUGAAAUGGAGAUAACACCAGCUGAAGUUAUGGGAAGUGAUGUUAUUUAUGAGAGGAAUAUGAUGGGCUCAAUGAGCAAGUUACACGGAGAUGAUUCAUCUGCAAGUUUAUUAUUUGGAUAUCAGUUACCUAGAAGUGCCAGUGGGUAUUUUGAGCCUGGAGCAAUGAAUUAUUCCUACGAAGAAGCGAUUCGUGGACCAGGUGUUCAUGGACUUCCAAUCCCGCCAAAUCAAUUAAAAAUCACUUCAACUCAACGAAGUGUUUAUGAAAAUAUGGAAUCACCUGUUUCACUUCCACCUGGACAAGGAGGAGCAUUUUUGGCAGCUGCCAAUACAAGUGGCCCAGGACGAUAUUAUCCUGUUCAUGAGUUGAUGCAACAACAACCAUCAUCUUCAACACAAGGAUCUCCAUAUUCUUCGAGAAAUCAACUUGCUAGACAGCAAUUUUUCACAUCAGCAACUCAAGCACCAACAAAUAUCGUAUCAAAGACAACUGAAGCAAUUAGUCAAAGUAGUUCAACUUCAACUUUGAAAGAAGAAGGUGAAGAAAGUGAAAUGAGAAAGAAAUUUGUUGCGAGAUUUGGUGCAAGAAAGGCGCCAAUUGCACAUAGAGAAGAAGAUCCAGCUGAUCCAGUUCAUGGAAUGGGAAGUCAAGAAUCAAUGAAUUCGACAGAUUCCAGAGAAUCAGUUGUGUCUGCGGCAUCGGUUAGAGCUGAAGCUAUUGCACGACGAAAUUUCAAUUAUUAAAUUCCAAUUAUUAUCCGCUUUUUGCACUUUCUGUGAGUUGAUUGCACUUGUUGAUCAAUCAUAUUUUCAAUUUUCAGCACUUCUGAUCCGAUAG
This is a messenger RNA of Caenorhabditis angaria, 2471 nucleotides long. Lineage: Eukaryota; Metazoa; Nematoda; Chromadorea; Rhabditida; Rhabditidae. The record is from the annotation of a GenBank genome assembly.